Misgurnus anguillicaudatus (oriental weatherfish) is the source of this 2336-nucleotide messenger RNA. RefSeq names its product proline rich mitotic checkpoint control factor (gene prcc). Lineage: Eukaryota; Metazoa; Chordata; Actinopteri; Cypriniformes; Cobitidae. The record is from RefSeq and is a predicted model, not a curated record. Gene Ontology annotation, cellular component: nucleus.
AAUCAUGUAUGCUGAACCGGAAGUUGAGAAAAUCCGAUCGUGGAAGAAAAAAUAUGUUUACGGUGUAAAUGAGGCUGCGAGGAAAUAAAUACAGAAAGCGAUAACUCGUAGUUUACCGUCUACGUUUGGUUUUUAACAACAGUUGCACGUUUAAACUAAUGCAUUCAUGUAUUUCUUGCGGAGAAAAUAUUGAUCUUUCAAUGCUAAGUUAUCCAAUGUAAGCACAGCUCCAGCUACACGCAUACAGCGCUAUUUUAACCUGCAGUUUAUGUCGACAUCAGACAUUUUUCUAGACAUAUUCUUAAAAUUAUAUAAAUAGAUUGGUUGUGCAUUAUUAGUACCUUUAAGUACUGAAGGACAUUGGAUCAAGUUGAGUAGCUUUCGCGAAAAGUGAUGCAAAACAGUUCGCCAGCGAUCGGAUUGGGUUUAAUUCAGUUUUUAUGAACACGUCUGAUUAAAUCUGAUCGGUGGAGAUGUCUUUGGUAGCGUACGACAGCAGCGACGACAGCGAUCGCGAUGACACUCCGGGUUUACCCGCACGACCCGCGGGUAAGAUCGGCGGACUGUUCGCCUCUUUACCUGCGCCGAAAUCAAAAGCAGAAAUCAGACCGAACAGAGAUCAGACAUCGGCCCCUCAGCCUCAGAGGAUGGAUAUACCCAAACCCAAAAAGCGCACAGAGCCCGUUAAAAUCACCGUUCCUGAAAUAAAACGAGGAGAUUCCGACUCUGAUGAUGACGAGCCUGUGCGAAAGAAAACAGCUUCCAAGGGCAAUGGUGGUCUGUCCUCUUUGCUGCCCCAGCCCAAAAAUCUGGUGGUAAAGGAAGCCCAGCGGCCCCUGGUUCCCCACACACUAACUAAACGGCCAGCAUCGGACAAGCCGAAGGCCAGCACAGUAAAGCCCUCGAGCGUCUCUGGAACCACCCCGUCUCCAUCAGCCAUCAAAGCUGCUGCGAAGUCCGCCGCCAUGCAGUUAGCUCGCCAGAUGGCAGCUGAUGACGGCAGUGAUGAUGAUAUGGCUCCAGAAAACUACUUUUCCCUCCCAGAAAGCUCAUCGCAGCCCGUGAUGUCACAAAUCCCGGAUUCCCAACACUAUGUUCCAUCUCUGGACCCUCCACCUGGUGUUGAGGACGCCCCAUUGGACUUUAAAUCUAAAGAAAGUUACAGUAAGUCACUUGGAGCCACGCAGGAUGGUCAGGGGGAAGAUUAUCAAUAUCAGUACCAACAGUUUCCAGAACAACCAGAAGCUUCAUCGCAGGAAUACUACGAGGGGGGUGGCUACCAAGACCCAGACCCUGAAGCUUGUGAGCAAGAUGAAUCUGGGCCCUCAAUGUUCAAUGAUGAAGCAUUCCGGCGGCUGCAGGGCAAACAGAAUCGUGGAAGAGAGGAAAUCAAGUUCUUGGAAAUCAAAGGAGAUGAUCAGCUGAGCGGCAACAAGCAAUGGAUGGCCAAAAACAUGACGGCCGAGCUGGAGCCACGCAAGUCCUUCAGCAAGAAAAGAGGAGAUCAGCCAACAGGACAACAGAGACGCAAGCACCAAAUCACAUAUCUGAUUCAUCAAGCCAAGGAACGCGAGCUUGAACUGAAGAACAACUGGGCCGAUAACAAGCUCACCCGGCGACAGACGCAAGCCAAGUAUGGAUUUUAGUGGACGUCACACCAAAUAUCACCGAAAUGUGGCACGUUCCUCUAACUAAAGCUGGGCAGAGACUGUGAAGAAGAAAUGUUUUAGCUUUUAGAGAUGUCAUAUUGUUUCAGAAAGAAGCGAAAGAUUGCAAAUAUCUCGCUUUGAUGCAGUUACACUAUUAAUGGUGGCACCAAAUGUCUGCUGAAUAAAAUCUGUAAUGUUGGUCCAUUUUUAUGUUCUCCACGUUCGGUGUUGUUACAAAUGUUUUGGUCAUUAAAUAGUCACCUGUAAUGUCGUACAUCCAUUUCAGUUAACAUGAUAUAAGUUUAUUUUAUGAUUGAGAAAUUAUGUUUAACUAUAACUUGGUUUGGUCUGAGGGGUUCUUGUCUUCCACAUUGUCUGUUGUGAUCUGUGGCAAGUUACUAGAAACGGAGAUUAGACAUUAAAAAUAAGGAAUGUAAAAUAUGAAUUAUAAUGUUUGAGUCUAGUCUUGGUUUUAAUUACUUGUUUUCAGUUAAAGAUAUAUUCUUAAAGAACUUCAUGUAAAACCUCAAAUAAAGUUGAUAACAGUUUUAUUGCAUCACAAGAGAAUUUGCAAAAAUGAUGCAUUUUGUGUGUUAAAGACUUGUGUGUAAAGUAGUUCCUACCUAAAUGCAUAAAUUUGAAAAAUAAAUAAUAUUGGGUUUACAAUAAAAUUAGACCUUUUCAGGA